UUAACUGAGCUUUCGGUGCGUACUGUAGAAAUCUGCAGUACUCUGACCGUAAGAUAGUGGGGAUUGUACAAGAUUGUUAUGUUCUGCAGAGCAAUCUUCAACUUCUUGUUUCUUCUACAUCUAUGGGUCAAAGAAAGAAAUCUAUACUCCCUGUUAGUUGUUAGUUCUUUGUUCAUGCUAAUUCACUUAUUUAAAGAAAACUACGUAAUUACCAAUGAUAAACCCCAGUUUGGAAAUUUGGUCGAUAACAUCUCGAAACCCUAUAAUGACGAAGUUGAUAAUGUGACUGAGGAAAAUAUUCCUGAAAACAUUAUGAUCACUCCUCCAGAUUUGAAGGACAUUUUUUUAAAACAAUUUGGAAACACAAGUUCUCAAAAUUUCUCCAGUCUUCCAGAAACCUUGGGGACGAAGAAACAUAUACUUUUAUUAGCUUAUGCAAGAUCUGGGUCUUCGUUCACCGGCGACCUACUGAGUGCACAUCCAAAUGCUGCGUAUUAUUUUGAACCGUUCUAUUUACUCAGACCAGGUGGACAUAGUAUAGAGCGCGCAUUACAGGAGAAUCCUUCCACAGUUUGGCAGGUUCGAGACUAUAUUUACGGAAUCUUCUAUUGCAAUCCUUCUCUGCUGAAAAAACUUAGUAGUAACGGUUUUCAUGUGAUUCGAACUCAUGGACAUGAUACCGACUGCAUCAACGCAAAUCCAAAGGUGAUGAAAACAAUCCGAAUUCACAAGAUAGGACUUGAACCCUGGAUAUACUCUACAAAUAUCCAGGUGGUUCAUCUAGUACGAGACCCUCGUGGUAUGAUUACAUCAAUGGCGUCUCAUCAGAAUACUUGGGGGGAGGCUGCAAAGAAUUAUUCACAGUUGUGUAACAAAAUUCAGGACGACCUUAGUCUUGAGGAGGGGUUAGGACCUAACAGAUAUAUGAGACUUAGAUAUGAAGAUCUAGUUGAAGAUACAGAGAAUGAACUGAAACGUAUUUAUAAACUCCUUGAUAUACCUUUCACAGAACAGGUGAGAGAUGCUGUUUUUAGACACACAAAUCCAAGCAACAAAACAAGGGGGGGAUACUACAGUACGUUUCGUGGAACCGGUUUUAGAACAGAUUCUUGGAAGAGAAAGCUGCGGAUAGAACAAAUCAGGAUGAUUGAGGAAGAAUGUAGUUCAGUUCUGGAAAAACUUAAUUAUAAUAUAUUCGAUCCAGAGUCAGAAAUAAAUAUUUAAACAAAAUCAA
Messenger RNA from Eurytemora carolleeae, 1234 nucleotides. RefSeq names its product carbohydrate sulfotransferase 1. NCBI's taxonomy places the organism in Eukaryota, Metazoa, Arthropoda, Copepoda, Calanoida, Temoridae. The transcript is spliced from 13 exons. Gene Ontology annotation, biological process: sulfur compound metabolic process; N-acetylglucosamine metabolic process. Bases 79 to 1224 code for a protein of 381 amino acids. Gene Ontology annotation, molecular function: N-acetylglucosamine 6-O-sulfotransferase activity. The record is from RefSeq and is a predicted model, not a curated record.